Durio zibethinus is the source of this 1176-nucleotide messenger RNA. It is a transcript of the gene ATA1, whose product is annotated as TAPETUM 1. The record is from RefSeq and is a predicted model, not a curated record. NCBI's taxonomy places the organism in Eukaryota, Viridiplantae, Streptophyta, Magnoliopsida, Malvales, Malvaceae.
AAUGUAAAGAGUGCCUAAGGUUAAAAAACAAACAGCCUUUCAAAGAGCCCGUUUAAGUUAGCAUUAACAAAAGUUCAUGAGAUUUGAGUUGUUCCUAUAUAUAACAUGUUUGGUUACAACCAAGUUUGUGUGUAUGUAAUGGACCAAGGUGUUGAUAAGCAUGAUGUUGUGCAGAAUUCAUCUGCAAAGAGGUUGGUCCCAACGGGUCUUUUUUUUUUUUUUUUUUAGUUUAACUCAGAAAAUUUGAACAAAUUUAAGCCAAAUUGACAUUUACUGCAUCAUUAUUCUAUUCCAAAUUAAGUAAAUCCGGAAUGAAUUCUUUGAUUCGCAGGAUGAUUGGCAAAGUUGCAGUCAUAACUGGUGGUGCAAGAGGAAUUGGAGCUGCCACAGCAAAAUUAUUUGCUGAAAAUGGAGCUUAUGUUGUCAUUGCUGACAUAUUGGAUGAACUAGGGGCCAUGCUUGCUGACUCCAUUGGAGGUCGCUACAUUCAUUGCGAUGUAGCCAAGGAAGAUGAUGUGGAAUCAGCUAUCCAACUUGCCCUAACAUGGAAAGGGAAACUAGACAUACUGUUCAGCAAUGCUGGCUUUGGCGGUCCUUCAGGCAGCAUAACCAGCCUUGACAUGGAGCAAGUGAAACAUCUGAUCUCAGUCAAUCUGCUUGGGAAUGUGCACGGAAUCAAGCAUGCAUCGCGAGCAAUGUUGAAAUGCCGUACAAAAGGUUCCAUCAUAUGCACGUCAAGCUCUGCGGCCGUCAUGGGAGGGCUAGCAUCUCACCCUUACUCCUUGUCAAAAGCCGGUAUCAUUGGAUUGAUGAGAACUGCUGCGUGUGAGUUAGGCUUGCAUGGAAUUCGUGUGAAUUGCGUUUCUCCUCAUGGUGUCCCAACAGAUAUGCUUGUUAGUGGUUAUAGAAUUUUCCGGGGGAAUGAAACAACGCCUGAGCAAGUGAGUAAACUUGUUGGUGAAGAGGGCAGCUUAUUACGUGGGAGAGCUGCAACUGUAGAAGAUGUAGCGCAAGCUGUACUGUUCCUUGCCUCUGAUGAUGCUGGAUUCAUAACAGCACAUAAUCUUGUUCUUGACGGGGGAUAUACUUCUGCUUGCAACACACUGAGUUUCAUCUACCAAUAGCAGAGAAUUGGGAAAGGGAAAAAUGCAGCACACAGGUUGCAACUUAUGUCAU